AUGCCAAUAGUAGAACGAUUUUUUAGGCGCCUCUCCUCCUCUUCCUCCCCCUUCCCACUCCCUCCCUCUUCGUUCUUCCGUCUUCUCUGUUCCCUCUUCCAAAUCCCUGUCUUCCCUCAUUCCCCUCAUCUUCCCUCAUCUUCCUUCAUCUUCCCUCCUCGUCCCUCCUCUUCCCUCCUGUUCCUCCCAUCCUCCUCCCAUCGGCAUCUUGCCAGUCCAUGCCAUAUCGCCAUAGGGGGGGGAGGAGGAUUGGAACGGGGGGUGGGGGGAGGGAUUGGGAAGGGGGAGGGGGCGGGUGGGGAGAGAAGGGGGUUUGAGGGGGGUCAGGGUCAGGAGGUGGUGGGUGGGCUGGGGGAGGGGGUGCUUGCAUGGGCAGGUGUAUCUGUGCAGGUGGCAUCUGCAUCGCUGGUCAAAUCAGAUCAAAUCCGAUCAUCCGAAGAUGUGAUCGGGCAGGUGGUGGAGUUUGAAAAGGAGGAGAUUGAAGCCCUGGAGGGCGGCAACGCUCGUCCACAUGUGACUGCCCUGGAGGGCAGCAACACGCGUCCACAAACUGAGGAGGCUCCAGAGGGCACACAGCAAGAGGGGGAGAGGAGUUGGUGGAGGUGGGAUGUGGGGAAGGGCGAACUGGUGCGGAGGGAGGGGCCAGAGGGGCUGGCGGACGGGCAGGAGACACUUUUAUGGCUGCCCGAGAUCGUGUACGAGGAUCUGGAGCUCAUGGACUUGAGAUAUUUCCAGGGCCUGCACUGCCCGGCCCCUGCCUGCCCUGCCUUCGCUCGCUGCCGCACUGGCCGCAGGCAGGCCGGCAGGGUGCUGGCGUGCACCGGAAACGACCCCUUAUUGAGCAACUCGUUAUCAGGCAACAUCGGCGGUGGUGUAUCCGGUCAGACAGCUUCAGCACACGUGUCAGGGCCUGCAUCUUUCGGCGUGUCAGAGGCAGAUUGGAUGGGCACCGUAGGAUCGGCUGCAACGGAUGCAUCAGGCUCGGCAUCUGCAGUGGGGUUAGGCUCGGCAUCAGUGGCUGGGCUAAGUUCGGAAUCAGGGGAUGCGUCUCCUCUGGUGGACGCCUCGCCUGUGCUCACCUCCCCUCCCCUUAACCACGUGAAGGAGAAUGCGAGCUACGAUGUGGCCAUUGCUGAGCCGUUUGCUGCACAGGUGUUCCUGCUAGAGAACGUCUUCAUAAACGACCGUGGCAUGGUGUUUGAUGCCAUGUACCACUACCGGCACGGGCUGCUGUGCAGGUCAUGCCCUCUGGAUUUCAGCCUGUACACAGGGAACGAAACCAAGGUGCACGUGUACAGUGAGCUGCUCUCAUUGGCCAAUUGGAAUGGUGGGAACUUCUACCAUUCGCUACUCGAGGUCAUGCCGUCUCUGCUCUACCUGCGGCCGUUCCUGGAAAAGAGACCCGACAUUCCAAUACCAGUGAAGAUCGACCAGGACAAGCACGCACGCCUCUUCUCCCUCAUCAACAUCAACGCGUCAUCUCUCAAUUUCCAGACAGUCCGCAAGGACCACCUGUUCUUCGCCCGCCGCCUGCUCCUGCCGUCCAUCGCGCAGUGCGGCCGCCCGGCCGCCGCCCUUGUCAGGCACCUGCGCAAUCAUUUCCUGCUCCCGCCGUCCGCCCCGAGAAUCAAAUCUCGGCACGAGCUGGCGCAAUUUUCCGGCUAUGCUGCUACAGCCAAUCCAGUUCCAACAGAUGUUACUGUCGGUUCUGAAGCUGCUGCCUCUACAGCUGCUGCUGCCCCAGGGGGUGGUGUGCUGGCGACACCUGAUUGGUGCGUGGUGGUGGGCCAGCGCGACACAACAAGACGGAUUGUGGGGCGAACGCACAUACUGGAGGAGCUGCAGGCAUUCUUUCCAAAAGAGAGGAUCGUGGUGUUCCAUGGUGACUUGCCUUUACCAGAGGCCAAGCAACUAUUCAACCGCGCUCGACUGUUCAUCACCCCUCACGGAGCCCUCAUGGCCAAUAUGGUCUUCAUGCCGCCCGGUGGCUUCGUGCUGGAAGCACGGCCUGAAGAUUUUGAUAAUAAUUUGUAUGAUUAUUUGGCUUAUGUGUCCGAUUUGCAUUAUUAUUUGGUGAAGGGCGUUGGCGGGAAGGAUACGGAUAUUAGUGUGGAUAUGGAGGAGAUGGUUGGGGUGGUGGAUGAGAUUUCAAAAAAGCUGAUUGCACAAGGCUUGUAG
Closterium sp. Naga37s-1 is the source of this 2178-nucleotide messenger RNA. NCBI's taxonomy places the organism in Eukaryota, Viridiplantae, Streptophyta, Zygnematophyceae, Desmidiales, Closteriaceae. The record is from the annotation of a GenBank genome assembly.